Molecule: messenger RNA, 1503 nt
Organism: Dryobates pubescens (Downy woodpecker)
Lineage: Eukaryota; Metazoa; Chordata; Aves; Piciformes; Picidae
Gene: AKNA
Product: AT-hook transcription factor
Exons: 6
Coding region: 1-1503 (500 amino acids)
Biological process (GO): epithelial to mesenchymal transition; neuroblast delamination; neuroblast division in subventricular zone
Cellular component (GO): centrosome
Source: RefSeq, a predicted model, not a curated record
AUGGCCAGCCCGGCACCAUGGCUGCGCUGGACACAAACACAGCUGGGGCGCGGCGGGGCAGAGCAGCAGCAGCAGCAGGAGGAGGAGGAAGACGACUUUGAAAGGCGAAUGGACGAAGAUGGGGUGAUUGGCUUGGGGGAGGAUGCCGGGAGCCCCCCGUCGGGCGACAGCGAGGGCCUGGAGGUGGGGUCCCCGGCGGAGGAGGGUCGCUGGCACCCGCGGCGGGACCCGGUGGAGGAGGAGGAGCGAGGCAGUUCGCGGGGGGAUGAAGGGCUCUGGGGGGCAGAGAGCGAUGGGGAGCCCUACCCGGAGCUCUCCUACGAGGGCCAGUGGGGCUCGGGGUCCAGCGGCAGCCCCGAGGUGCUGCGGCGUGGCCGGGCUCUGUGCCAGCCCCGCGCCGGCAGCACCGACGGUGCGGACACCUCAGGGCUGUCGGACACCAGCCCUGGCCCCUCCACCCCGUCCCGCCGCCACCGGGGCUGGGGCACGAUUGGAGAUACCAGCGGGGGACACGGCCCGGGCUGGACCCCGAGCCGGAGCCUCCUGCUGCCCCUCUCCACCGCUGCCCCCGAUGAUACCACCAGCAUCGAGCCCAGCCCCAAGCCGGCUGGGACGGAUCUACCAGCCCCUGGCACCUCCGCCUUGGCACCCGCCGGGGAGCCCUGGAGCGGUGGGACCCCCCUCGCACCCCGGCUACAUGACCGGUCCCGGGUGCCCAGGAAAACAACCCCCACGGCGCUGCCCUCCAAGCCCGCCCGACCCUUGCGGUCCCUGAGCCCCCGGCGACGACACACGGGCGGCAGAGGGGCGAGAGAGAGUGGCACGGCCGAGAGCACCCAGUACGGCCGCGGGAGGCUCAACCACCCCCUGCCCGACCUCUCCAAGGUGGAGGCCCGGGUGAAGUUCGACCAGAGCUACCGGCCCCCGCGGGGCCGCGUCCUGCCCGCCCGCCCCCGCGCCCCGGGCGGCCCCAUCGGCUUCAAGUCCCCGGCCGAGAUCGUCCGGGAGGUGCUGCUGAGCAGCGGGGAGGGAGCCCCUCCGCAGCCCCCCGCCAGCCCUGGCGUGCCGCUGGAGCUCAGGUCCCCCAGGCGAGCCACGGCGCUGGUGCAGCAGCUCCAGGAUGACUACCACAAGCUGCUGACCAAGUACGCCGAGGCCGAGAACACCAUCGACCAGCUGCGCCUGGGGGCCAGGGUGAGUCUCUAUGCUGACCCACCACAGCCCAGCCACAGUCUGGCUGUGGGCACCAUGGGCACAGGCUGCCAGGUGAUGGCCCUCAGCAUCCCACAGGCCAGGACAGCAGCUUUCAGCAUGGCCACAGCCACAGCCUCACCAGCCUCACCAAGUGGAGCUCCAGCACUGGGACCAGCAGACCAGAGGAGACCAUCUCAACCUCCUUCCCCACCUGCACCCCCUGACUCGGACCUUGGCAGGACAGACCCAGAAGCUGCAGGCACAGGCAAGCCCCAGAUGGGGGGGACAUGUGGUGGGAGGUUGUGGUAG